Galdieria sulphuraria is the source of this 905-nucleotide messenger RNA. RefSeq lists its product as uncharacterized. The coding region runs from base 32 to 814 and encodes 260 amino acids. The record is from RefSeq and is a predicted model, not a curated record. Gene Ontology annotation, biological process: protein insertion into ER membrane. Gene Ontology annotation, molecular function: protein binding. Lineage: Eukaryota; Rhodophyta; Bangiophyceae; Galdieriales; Galdieriaceae. Gene Ontology annotation, cellular component: cytosol. The transcript has a single exon.
UUGGAGGGAAUCCAUUCGUUGUUUUUCUUUCAUGACCGAUGCUCAACGACAGCGCUUUGAUUCUCUCAUAGAACAAGGUUCCUUUUAUGAAGCUGAACAAAUGUGUACUGCUUUGUACCAUCGAUUGCAACGUUCUGGAAAGAAGCAAGAGGCCUUUGACUUGCUUUUAUAUGGUGCUCGACAAUUAGCAAAAGGGGAACAAUUCCAGUGUGCUUUUGUAUUACUUGACAAAGCACAGGAAUAUAUGAAGAAGCAAUACUUUUCAGAGGAGAGUUUUUCACAAGUUUUAAAUCUUCUUGGCACCACCUUUCCUAACCACCUGAAACCCAAAGUUACGUUGCUCAACAAACUGGAAAAACUUGCUUCCGAGAAACACUGCUCUGAAGAUAUUGUACACAAACUGCACAAGUUCCAAGCUGAAACUUGCAUUGGAAUGGAAGACUAUCGCCGUGCACUUUCAUAUUACAGUUUUCUCAAUGAUACUCAACUAUAUACUUCCAUUUUAGAGCAGUGGAUGUCUGAAGGACUAUAUAGUGAAGAAGACCUCUUUGUAACGAGACAAAUAUUAUGCUUACUUGCUCAAGGAAAGAGAACGAUGGCAAAGGAAGUGUUCAAACUUUGUUUACAGAAACACGACAAUUUGAACUCAUCUCCAUUGAUUGGCUUUAUAUAUCUAUUAUUGGAGUGUUUGGAGCGCAACUUGUUUUCUUCACUAGAAUCUUUGAUAGCAAUAUAUAAAUCAGUUUUUGAUAGAGAUGCAAACUUGUGGAAGCUUUUACAUGAAGCCAUUGAUUAUUCUAAGAAACAUCGAUAAAGCAAAUCAUUGCGAGAGAGAGAUGAUGCAAUCCAUUGCUGUUGACGAAUUGAGAAAUCUCUGGUGGUCCUAUGAGACUCUCUUGUUGUAU